CCAAGUGGUUAAGGCAUCGCACUUGUAAUGCGGGGAUCCCUCGUUCAAAUCGGGGUGAGGGCACUCAUCUAUUUUUUUUUUGGACUAACAACGUAGCUCCACAUCAUCGCAGAAGCAUGCACUGGUUGACUGGUAUCGCUGAGUCUUGAUUAUUUCAAGUUAUUUUUUUUAUUACCCAGUCUCUCUCAGUCUCUCUUUUUUCAUUUGAUAGUUUGACAUCUUUCAACAGCAUACAUGUUUGUUCGUGUUGUAACUGAACAAUGCCCUUACGCAUAUCGCUAUCACACGUUACCGUUAUGUUUGUGAGAUGGUAAUCCUUCGCAUCGCAACCAUCGCAAAGAAGAUAUUUGUGAUAAUAUCCGCGGUGUUCCGAUUAGAAGAUAGGAUCUAGACUGUGAAUCUCCCGUGGCGGUGCGACUGUCGUAUCGCCUGAUGUUACGUUGAGACGACAAUGGAAUCCACCACUGCAACGCUCAGGAGCUUGCACAUACUAUGAGGUAACAAUCUACAGAGAAAAUCCUCGUUGUCCUUUUUAUUACAGUUUCAUUUAUCAUCACAUUACAGGGGGGCUGUGGUGGCAGUGCGUCCCGGCUUCCGUGGCGAUACCCAGUUGCAAGCCGCUCGUUGUCAGUUAAGCGCCCCGAUGUAGUCUGCCGGCCCCUUGCGAUGCCCGAUUGGCUGGGAUACCUUGAUCGCCGUGAUUUUGACGGUUUCUAAAAUUGGGGAGGGUAUGGUGCGGUGGAAUCCUCGCAGGGAAGUGGGUGUGCGGUAGCCAAGGCAGAGGUUGGCCGGCCGGCUGGGUAACAAGGCCACCGUGGCGGUGAUAUUCCAAUGUCUCUACCGGCAUGACAAUGGCUUUUUGUCUUUGUCGCAUAGCCUUGGUUCUCUUCCAGCCGCCCUGUUCUACAGUGACACUCUCGGCAUCUGGUAGCUGUGAUGGUGGUGAUGCUCCCUUGCGGUGCUGCCUUUCCAUUCUUUGACAAUAGAACGAAAGGCUGGGGAGUAUCAGGACAGAGUAUUGACAUCAAGUAUCACACUCACGUAUAAAUAAGACUCUUGAUUCCCUCCCAUCCUCAACUUUCUUCCCUUCAUCCUCAUCACACUACAACUACAACAACCAAUCCACUCUUACAACUCUUACAACUCUUCUUCUUAAAGAAACCACCCACAUACACAUUCACAAUGAAGUUCUUUGCUGUUGCCGCUCUCAUCUCUGCCGUCGCUGCCGCUACUGUCCCCGUCCAGGCCCGUGGCGACUACGGUGGUGACGACAACGACAACGGCCGCGACUACAACGCCUGCCCCGGCACUCUCUACUCCAGCCCCGUCUGCGGUGGUGUUGACAUUCUCAGCCUUGCCUGCCUCGACGUCUCUACCGUCCAGGAGACUCCUCGCAACGCCAAGCACUUCCGCGACCUCUGCGCCAAGAAGGGCCAGCAGGCUCUCUGCGCUACUCUUCCCAUCCUUGGCCAGGGUCUUCUCUGCAAGAAGGCCACCGGCACUGAGCGCAAGUAAGCGCGUGCUUCUGCAUAGCCUCUUUCAUUUGUCCCUGUAAUGAGCGACGCCAGCAUGCCACAUCCAUACCUAUACCAUCAAUAAUCCACCAUUAGCAUUAGAUAUACACCCAGGUUGGAUUGAGACUGAUUUCAGAACAGUGCGGAAUAAUAGGGCUAUAUUAUAGUGUAGCCUAAGUUUUGAAUGCAAUAGUACAAUCCCAU
Molecule: messenger RNA, 1718 nt
Organism: [Torrubiella] hemipterigena
Lineage: Eukaryota; Fungi; Ascomycota; Sordariomycetes; Hypocreales; Clavicipitaceae
Source: the annotation of a GenBank genome assembly